Helianthus annuus (common sunflower) is the source of this 681-nucleotide messenger RNA. RefSeq names its product secreted RxLR effector protein 161-like. NCBI's taxonomy places the organism in Eukaryota, Viridiplantae, Streptophyta, Magnoliopsida, Asterales, Asteraceae. Bases 1 to 681 code for a protein of 226 amino acids. The transcript has a single exon. The record is from RefSeq and is a predicted model, not a curated record.
AUGGUCGUUAGAUCACUUAAUGUCGAAAAUGAUCCAUUUCGUCCUUGUGGGGACAACAAAGAAGUUCUUGGUCGAGAAGUACCAUACCUCAGUGCAAUUGGAGCACUUAUGUAUCUUACGAAUUUUACGAGACCUGACAUUUCUUUUGCAGUGAACUUGUUGGCAAGAUUUAGUUCAGCUCCUAGUAAAAGGCACUGGAAUGGGAUUAAACAUAUUUUUCGAUAUCUUCGAGGUACUUUUGAUUUAGGCUUGUUUUAUCCCAACGAUUCAAAAGAAGGGUUAGUUGGUUAUGCAGAUGCAGGUUAUUUAUCUAAUCCUCAUAAAGCAAAAUCUCAAACUGGAUAUGUGUUUAAGAACGGAGGAACUGCAAAAUCUCAAACUGGAUAUGUAUUUAAGAACGGAGGAACUGCGAUUUCAUGGCGUUCUCAGAAACAAACACUUGUCGCAACAUCCUCAAAUCAUGCUGAAGUCAUUGCACUAGCUUCCAGAGAAUGUGUAUGGCUAAGAUCUAUGUCACAACACAUAGUGACUUCUUGUGGACUAGAGAAAGAUCGAAGUCCAACUCCUAUCCAUGAAGAUAAUGCCGCUUGUGUCUCUAAAAUGAAAGAAGGGUAUAUCAAAAGUGACAGAACAAAACAUAUACCACCAAGAUUUUUUUGCAUAUACUCGGGACCUUAUUAA